GUUACUUCAUUAUAAAAGUGGCGGUUGACGAUACUCGUAGCUUAUUUCGUUGAUCGGUAUUUUUAUGCUCUUUGAGUGAUACUUCAAGCUUUAAACUUUCUCUUUUUCAAUCGAAUUUAUUUGUUUUUACGUUAAUUCCACUCAAAUCAAUCAAAAUGCGUGAAUGUAUCUCUGUACACGUUGGCCAAGCCGGAGUCCAAAUCGGUAACGCUUGCUGGGAAUUAUACUGCUUGGAACAUGGAAUCCAACCGGACGGUCAGAUGCCCUCCGACAAAACCAUCGGAUCCGGAGACGACAGUUUUAAUACUUUCUUCAGCGAAACCGGAGCUGGUAAACACGUACCCAGAGCGGUAUUCGUUGACUUGGAACCGACCGUAGUCGACGAAGUUAGAACCGGAACGUAUAGACAGCUUUUCCACCCCGAGCAAUUGAUCACCGGUAAAGAAGACGCGGCUAAUAACUAUGCCCGAGGUCAUUACACCAUCGGUAAAGAAAUCGUCGACUUGGUAUUGGACAGAAUUCGUAAAUUGGCCGAUCAAUGCACCGGUUUACAAGGUUUCCUGAUUUUCCACUCGUUCGGCGGCGGUACCGGUUCCGGAUUUACGUCUCUGUUGAUGGAAAGAUUAUCGGUCGAUUAUGGUAAAAAGAGUAAAUUGGAAUUCGCCAUCUAUCCCGCUCCUCAAGUUUCCACCGCUGUCGUUGAACCUUACAACUCCAUCUUGACCACGCAUACAACCUUGGAACAUUCCGACUGCGCUUUCAUGGUCGACAACGAAGCCAUCUACGAUAUCUGUAGACGUAACUUGGACAUCGAAAGACCAACCUACACCAACUUGAAUCGUCUGAUCGGUCAAAUUGUAUCCUCGAUUACCGCCUCGUUGAGAUUCGACGGUGCCCUAAACGUAGACUUGACCGAAUUCCAGACCAACUUGGUCCCCUAUCCUCGUAUCCAUUUCCCUCUAGUCACCUACGCCCCAGUCAUCAGCGCCGAAAAAGCCUACCACGAACAACUGUCCGUCGCCGAAAUCACCAACGCUUGCUUCGAACCGGCCAACCAGAUGGUUAAAUGCGAUCCCAGACACGGAAAAUACAUGGCUUGCUGUAUGUUGUACCGUGGAGAUGUCGUACCGAAAGACGUAAACGCCGCUAUUGCCACCAUCAAGACCAAAAGAAGUAUCCAAUUCGUCGACUGGUGUCCGACCGGUUUCAAAGUCGGUAUCAACUACCAACCACCCACUGUCGUCCCUGGAGGUGACUUAGCCAAAGUACAAAGAGCCGUUUGCAUGUUAUCCAACACUACCGCUAUUGCCGAAGCAUGGGCUAGACUCGACCAUAAAUUUGACCUGAUGUACGCCAAACGUGCUUUCGUACAUUGGUACGUGGGUGAAGGUAUGGAAGAAGGUGAAUUCUCCGAAGCUCGUGAAGAUCUUGCUGCCUUAGAAAAAGAUUACGAAGAAGUAGGCAUGGACUCCGUUGAAGGAGAAGGCGAAGGCGCAGAAGAAUACUAAACAUCGAUGCUCUCGAACAAACACUAACACGCUUUAAUAUCGAAUGGAAUUCUUUUUUACUCGAUUUAUAUUAUUUUAAUACUGUCUGUAUUGUGCAUUAUUUAUUGUGCUUUUUUUUUAUAAUGAUUAAAUGUUAAUUGAAUCGCA
Messenger RNA from Planococcus citri (citrus mealybug), 1655 nucleotides. RefSeq names its product tubulin alpha-1 chain-like. Gene Ontology annotation, cellular component: microtubule; cytoplasm. Bases 156 to 1508 code for a protein of 450 amino acids. The record is from RefSeq and is a predicted model, not a curated record. Gene Ontology annotation, molecular function: GTP binding; structural constituent of cytoskeleton. NCBI's taxonomy places the organism in Eukaryota, Metazoa, Arthropoda, Insecta, Hemiptera, Pseudococcidae. Gene Ontology annotation, biological process: microtubule cytoskeleton organization; mitotic cell cycle. The transcript is spliced from 4 exons.